Messenger RNA from Cyclopterus lumpus (lumpfish), 3954 nucleotides. It is a transcript of the gene retreg2, whose product is annotated as reticulophagy regulator family member 2. Lineage: Eukaryota; Metazoa; Chordata; Actinopteri; Perciformes; Cyclopteridae. The record is from RefSeq and is a predicted model, not a curated record. The transcript has 9 exons. The coding region runs from base 96 to 1883 and encodes 595 amino acids.
ACCGGAUGCUACAUAUUUGUAAGUGUGUCCCACUUGACGGCGAUCUUACGGUAUACCCCGUGAUAUCCAAAACAACAUAACAAAGUGGGGGAAACAUGGCGAGCGAAGAGGAGGCCAGAAGAUGCCCCUCGGUUACCUCCUCUUCGGUUGGCCUGGAAUCUCUGUUCCCUGCGGGGACUUCGGAGCAGGUCUGCGGGGACGAGAACCCGGAGCUCGUCCGUCUGCGGGAGCGUGUCCAGGGUUGGCUAUCGCAGUACGAAUCCCUGCUGCUGUGGUCGCAGAGGCUGCUGGUCUGGGAAAGGCCGUUGUAUAGCAUCACCGUCGCCUUGACACUCAACACGCUAUUCUGGCUCCUGUCAUCCACCCCCCUGCGGCCUCUCUUCCUGCUGAGUGUGUCCCUGCUGGGACUUAUGCUCCUGGAGAGAUGGAAGCCCAAGUUACCUAUCAUUACCGUUCAACAUGCAGAGGAUCCCCCUGAACAACGUGACAGAAUGAGUGUGGAGCCGCAUCUGCUCAGCAUUCCUGAGCUCAGCCACCACCUGGCUGAAAGCUACCUGACCUACCGUCUGUACCUGCAGGAGACGCUGCAGUACAAGCAACAAAACCAUGGCAAGUUCUGUGUGAUGAUGUGCAGUGGCUGUUUUGUACUUGUCGUGGUUGGGCAUUAUGUACCUGGAAUCAUGAUCUCCUAUAUUAUCGUCUUAAGUGUGCUGUUGUGGCCCCUGGUGGUGUACAACGAACUGAUCCAGAGGAUGUAUACGGGCUUUGAGCCGAUCCUGAUGAAACUGGACUACAGCAUGAAGGGAGAUACCGAGCACCGCAAGCACGACAAGAGAAAGGUGAAGAAGGAGGUAGAGGAGGGGGACGAGCCGAGAGCUGAAACGGAGAGUGAGAGUGAGGAGGAGCUGUCCUGUUUCGCCCCGACGGUGGAUGUGAAGACCACAACUCUGGCGAUGGCCAUCACAGACUCCGAGUUGUCAGAUGAGGAGGCAUCCAUCUUAGAGAGUGGAGGGUUCUCAGUGUCCAGGGCCACCACUCCUCAACUUGUGGACGUCUCUGAAGUUUUUUUCCCCUGUCUCAUCUCUACUACAGACCCGGACCAGCAGAAGUUACACAGCGACCCGGAGGAGUCUUGCUUGCGGGAUCUCCCCGAGUUCCCCUCAGUGGAGGAGUUCCCAUCCAUCGAGCACAACCUGCUCCACUUCCCUCUGCGAGUCCCCGGCCAGGGGGACGCAGCCCAGGCCGCUGCUCAAUCAGAGAGGGAACCGCUGAGCCCCGCCAGCCUCCUCCUCCAGCACUUAGCGUCUCCGCUCCACUUUGUGAACACACACUUCAACGGACACGGACGGCCACCUGGGGGUGAGGCGAGCGUGUUGCAAGUCCCGGGCGCAGAGGUUGAAGCGGGGACGCGUGUGGAAGAGGAGAAGGAAGCUGCAGUAACCCAGGGAACCUUGGAAGCCUUGAGCGAGGAGAUAGUGAGCACAGCCAUCUCUACUGUGGUGCAGAACACUCUGUCAGCCCUGCUGUGCUCCAGUGAUGCCAGCGAGGGCUCCUCCCUAGCUGAGUUCCUUCCCACUGAAACCCCGCCGGGCGCUCUGGAGACCCCCACCCCGCCCAACGACACCACUGCUACCACUACACAAGGAGUGCUGGGAGCUGACGAGGACCUGGAUGAGACGAUUACGGCAAGAAGCGGCACCUGCGAGGAGAUGCCCGACAACACGCUAGUUCCGACCGAGGAAGAGGACUUUGAGCUUCUGGACCAAAGUGAACUGGAGCAGUUUGAUGAGGGGCUGGACCUCACCUCUGACAGACAGGCAGUGGGAGGAGCCUCAGGAGCUCCAGAGACACCUCCGUCUCCUCAGCAUCAACCACAGUCAUAGCUUCCCCGUUGCCUCCUCCUGGUCCCAACUGUCAUGUUUUUAUUCCUACGUUAAACCUACAUUAUAUCCAUACAUACUGCUAUAUACAAAACAUGUAUCAAAGAGUUUGGUGUUAAAUGCAGUUUGGUCCGUGAUUGUUUGGCAUACGGUUGAGAUAACUUGAUGCGUUCUGCUUUUGUAGCCUCUCAUUACAAAUGUCUGUUCAGCCUUUGUAGAGUUUGUUUUGUGGCCUGCCUCAUCAUAUCAGCCUCAUUGUAUCAGGUUCAUUGGGAGCAGGUUCAGGGCAGAGCUGGCCAGUUAUAACAGUUAUAGAUACAUGGUUAUUGUCAGGGGUUGCAAAGUAUUUUAUAUGUGGUUUUGUUUGGUCAUCUAACAUUGAAAUUUGCUUGAUAAUUUAGGCUGAAUUCUUACUGCGUAGUGAAAAAACGGUAAAUGUUCAGUCUCACGUCAGAAUAUUGAUGCCUUUUUAUUUUCAACCUUUGCUAAACUUAACACUUCUACCUUGUUUUCGUUCAUCUGUUUGUCUAGAUGGUGUUAUAGAGAGUUAAAAUGUUGGAUUAUAUAACUAUUAAUAUAUGCUAUAAAUUAUUUAAUUUAACUGUCAGUCGAUGAAACUUCAUAGUUCUAUUAAGGGGGGAGUUUAUAAGCUAAUUGAAUCCCCUCAGUUGCCCAUAAUGAUUGUCUGAUAAUUGUUUUAAUGACACCAUGAACGUCCGGGUUUAAAAUGUAGUUGCGUGUUCCCAGAGUUAAAUCGAUAGUUAUCCUUCACUUCAUCCUUACCUCCAAAGUCUCCACGGUAACAGUUUUGACAGAAACAUUCAGUCAUUAGUGGUCUUUCACUUGUUGCCUGGAAAUGGAAACUUAAUCUUCGACAUUGUUGGAUGUUGACCGGUAGUAGAUCUUUACCCAUACACACAAGUGACUUUGAUGUAGCGAGAUAAAAGAAAUGUUCCUGAAUUUCCUCUGUAGGAUUGAUGCCUCAUUCAUAUUCAUAUUUGAUGUCACAGACCCGUAUGUAAUGGAAUGUAUUCUUUAUCUACAACUCUGUUGAAAGACACACACUUCUUGUUUGAUUGGCCUGUCUGUACCUAUUUGUUAGUCAUCACUGGGAUAUGUAUAUUUACCAAAUAACCUCCUUUGUGCCGCGACAAGUCCAUGCAUGCCAUGCACCCCGCAUGCAUUUACCAUGAUCGAUAUUUGAAGUCAAUUUUCAAAUUGAGUGUAGCUUUUACCGGAGCAGAUUUAGUGUCUGUUUCUGGAAAGACAUGAUAGUUUAAAGACAUAUCUGCGGGGGAUUUGCGGAAAAACUUUGUUGUGAUGAAAACGAAAGCUCGCACUAUGCUCGACGGUAUAAAAAGGCCGAUUUUUGCUUUUGUGAACCACUCAGCAUCCAAAUCUCAGGGGUGGGUUGUACAAAUAGAAUAUAUAGCAUUGCAGAACAUGUGUCCAUUUCCCGACUUGUCGUAGUGCACUGUAUUUGUACUAACCUUUCCUUUUUUCAGUCAAUGCCUCCUUGUGUAUAGUGUAGAAAUGCUAAAAAUGGAACGUGUAUAUUCUGCAUGUAAAAACAGCACUCUGUUCAAGCUCUCCUUGUCAACUGACAAAGUAAUGCACAAUUUGUGAGGGGAAAAAAAUCAAUUUGAAUGUUUGAAGUUAAAAGAGCCCAUUAAAUUCAGUCUGUUUAAUAUUUAAUUACCAACAAGGGCAAGGCAAGUUUUGAUGCGUCCAACUGUAAAAGGGAAUGGGAGGCAAGUGAUGACAUCAGAUUUAGAGGGAUAUUAACGGACUAGUUUGUGUAUGGUAGUACUGUGUUUUAUGCUUAAAGUAUCGCUUCUUGAACUAUAAAAAAUGCACUUACUGAACUGUACAAUUUUAAGAAAAGGAAUAUAUUUUCUAAUUUCUCCUUUUUCCAUAAAGUACUCAGUUUGAUCUUUUACAUCUAAAAACAUAACCGCUAUGGACGAGUUUCACAAAGCGGAAGAGAUUUAUUGUCAUUAAACUGGUAUAAAUAAUAAAAGUGCAACAUAACAUGUGAAAGUAAGAGAAUAAAAGAGCAAACUGAAACAAACGA